GUCUACCCACGGAUAGCGCCGGCAUUUUGGCACUACCUGCGGGUAGAAGAGCAUGAGCAGCUCAGCUAUUCCUCCACAAGGUCCAAGGCUCCAAGUGUUAUCAUCACAGGUCUCAAGCCAGCCACCAAGUAUAUAUUUCAUAUCAGAGUCAGGACGGCAGCAGGAUACAGCGGCUAUAGCCAGAAGUUUGAAUUUGAAACGGGAGAUGAAACUUCUGAUAUGGCUGCAGAGCAGGGACAGAUUCUUGUAAUUGCCACUGCUGCUGUUGGUGGAUUCACUCUCCUGGUCAUCCUCACUUUGUUCUUCCUGAUCACUGGGAGAUGCCAGUGGUACAUAAAGGCCAAAAUGAAAUCUGAAGAGAAAAGAAGGGCUCAUUUGCAAAAUGGACAUUUACGUUUCCCAGGAAUCAAAACAUAUAUUGAUCCAGACACAUAUGAAGACCCUUCCCUUGCUGUCCAUGAGUUUGCAAAGGAGAUAGAUCCUUCAAGAAUUCGUAUUGAGAAAGUUAUUGGAGCAGGUGAAUUUGGAGAAGUAUGCAGUGGACGUCUGAAGACGCCAGGGAAAAGAGAGAUACCUGUUGCAAUUAAAACUUUAAAAGGUGGCUAUGUGGACAGGCAGAGGAGAGAUUUCCUGAGAGAGGCUAGUAUCAUGGGACAAUUUGAUCACCCAAAUAUAAUCCGCCUUGAAGGAGUUGUUACAAAAA
Molecule: messenger RNA, 703 nt
Organism: Apaloderma vittatum (bar-tailed trogon)
Lineage: Eukaryota; Metazoa; Chordata; Aves; Trogoniformes; Trogonidae
Product: ephrin type-A receptor 6-like
Exons: 6
Biological process (GO): protein phosphorylation; axon guidance
Cellular component (GO): neuron projection
Molecular function (GO): transmembrane-ephrin receptor activity; ATP binding; protein binding
Source: RefSeq, a predicted model, not a curated record